CCAGCGGAGCGCACGUCGCUUCAGUGCGCAUCUUCAUUCCAGGCUACCGGAGGAAAGGUGUGCACAAUGUCUGUCGCAUCCUCGGAAAUAGUUCAUCCACUCGACUCGUAUCUGAUUUAAUCGACCUGUACCACUUUCGCUCCUGUGUUACAGCACCGGAUUGGAUGUACUUUGCAACUUCCUGCGGCUUUAGUGGCAUUGAAUUCGGCGCGCAACAGCUGAGGAGAAAAGAUCUCUUAGUUCCCCAAUGAUGGACGGCAGGCAAUCGUCAAGGACUUUCAUACCUGAUUGUGCAGCUUUUGCCAACACAUGAAAGGAAGAAACAUGUUUUGUCUGGUGAAAUCUCGGAGCUUCUCAGGCAGCAGGAGGGCUAUGGGGAUCAGAAAAGUCCAACAUCACUCCAAACCCAUCUCCAAAAUUUACUUCAGUUUUAUUUUGCUCCUGCUCAUUUUCACACCGAGAGUGGAUUCAUCGUGGUGGCACAUCAGAGCACUGGGUGCCCGGGUGAUCUGUGACAACAUUCCCGGCCUGGUGAACAAGCAGCGGCAGCUGUGCCAGCACCACCCGGAGCUGAUGCAGUCUAUCGGUGAGGGAGCCAAAGAGUGGAUCAGAGAGUGCCAGCACCAGUUCAGACACCACCGCUGGAACUGCAGCACGCUGGACCGAGACCACACCGUGUUUGGCCGGGUGAUGCUGAGAAGCAGCCGAGAAGCAGCAUUUGUGUACGCCAUCUCUUCAGCAGGAGUGGUCUACGCCAUUACCAGGGCCUGCAGUCAGGGGGCGCUGACGAGCUGCAACUGCGACAGCGACAAGCGCGGACGAGCUAGAGACAACAGGGGCAAUUUCGACUGGGUUGGAUGCAGCGACAACAUCAAUUACGGCAUCAAAUUUGCAACGUCCUUCGUAGACGCUCGAGAGAAGAUGGUGAAAGACGCUCGCGCCCUGAUGAACCUGCACAACAACCGGUGCGGUCGGAUGGCAGUGAAGCGCUUUAUGAAGCUGGAGUGCAAGUGUCACGGGGUCAGUGGCUCCUGUUCUCUGAGAACCUGCUGGCUGGCUAUGUCUGACUUCAGGCGAACUGGAGACUACCUUCGCAAGAAGUACAACAGAGCCAUCGAGGUGACCAUGAACCAGGACGGGACGGGCUUUAUGGUGGCCGAUAAAGACUUCAAGGGAAGCACCAAGAAUGAGUUAGUGUACAUCGAGAACUCGCCAGACUACUGCCUCAUGGACCGCACAGCCGGCUCCUUGGGCACAGCAGGCAGAGUGUGCAACAAGUCCUCUAGAGGCACAGACGGCUGUGAGGUCAUGUGCUGUGGGCGGGGCUACGACACCAUGCGUGUCAAGCGUGUCACCAAGUGUGAGUGCAAGUUCAAGUGGUGCUGCGCUGUGGAGUGCAAUCACUGUGAGGACAUGGUGGAUGUUCACACCUGCAAGCCCCACAAGCGACCUGAUUGGUUGGACAUAACCUAACGAGGAGACCUGCCCAAUGACAGUCGCCACUGACUCAUUAACCUGUGCGGUAACGACUGCAUUUUAUUAUGGGAUAUAUAAUUGGGAUCUCUUAACUGUAAUACCUCUGGCUUUUGAUCCAUUGACACUUCCUGAAGCAGAUACUUCACGGACCUUGAUGCUUAACUGGAAAAUAGACCCAGUUACUGAUCAUGUGCUGCUUUAAUAAGUGUCUCUAAGAACAAUUUGUUGAGCUUUCUGAAGACAAACUUUGGAUCUUUGAUACAAAAUGGCUGAAUAUUAUAUUCUGUUGUACAUGCAAUGUCUGCUUGUUUUACAGUGUGUAAAGACUAUGUGAGCACAUGAUAGCUCAAAUUGAUGAUCAUAAUAAUAGUAACAUUUAGUCUGAAGCGAGAGAUAAAGAAAGAAAGAUGGAUAGAUCUUUGGAGGUAUUGUAAAAACACUGACAUUGUAUCAUUUAAAAUAAUUAAGUCAUUGUACGGUACUGCAAGAAAUCAUAUAACAUACAAAAGACAGUUGCUGCUAAUUAGUGCAACUCUAACGAACUAACAGAACGUGGGAGGGAGCUUAUGCAAUAGUUCCUACUCGAAUAAGGCCAGACAAUCACACUGUGAACGCAAAUGAACCACAAACAGGAGAACAAGCAAGGACUUUAAAUUAAAGUGACAGCAUACCUGCUGCAGAGCUGAAUUUUGGCCAGUUCUUGGGACAAAAAGGACACACUAACAGGAAAAAUUAAGCUUCAUAUGGACUUUGGACUGUUAUCUGAAAAAGUUAGAUUUUUCAUACAGUCUCCCACAUGUCCCACUAUCUGUAACUGGUCUUACACAUUCUGGCUGUGUUACCUUAUGGAAAACCUUAUAAUUUCUACCUCUGGUUCUUUGUCUGCAAUUUUUUUUUUUUCAGUGUUACACUGACAGCUUCAAACAAUUGCCCUUUGCCAUGUUUGGACAGACAAACCUGCUGAGUAAGAAAACAAAGCCCCCUCAUUCAUUUCAAUUACGUUACUGCAAGAAAAAAAUGUAGCUUGUCCAGUAAAAAUGUUGAAUCUGAUUCAACCUUUGCUGCAACAAAAUGCAGUUUUUCUACAAGGCAAGGUGUUGGCUGAAAUUCUACAGUUUACCUGAUGAUCAUCAUGGAGGAGGAUAAAAUCAUUUUUGAUGUGAUGGCUUUCCAAAGUUGUCAAUCUGGUGACACAGUCGUACACACUGCUGUGCAGUGAUUUGGUGUCUGAUACAAACUCAUAGAUUUAUUAUUUAAAACUUCCAGGAACCAAACUUUGAACAACAUGUCCGCACUGACACAGCCCAAACGUGGCUGUUUUCCAUCCAAACACCUGGUUAGCCAUCAGGCCUGCAGCCUUUGUUGGUUGCCAAGAUUUAUUUAAAGUUUCUCUUGGUCAUAGUUGUUUCUUAAUUUGAUCCACUCCUCGUGCCUCUUGUUUGAUGCCGUAAACUCUUGAAUUCCAUGGAAAUGUUUAUAUAAAUCUAACAAUACUUUAUCAGAUGUUUAAUUUUUUGUCUCUAAAAACCCCUUUCCUGCACCCUGCAUUGAUGCUGUUCUAAGUUUAGCUUGUAAAGCUACGGUUAAAUCCUAACGAGACACAUUUAAUUAUUUUUAAGAUUUUAAGUAAGUGUUGGACGCAGGAUUUCCCCUUGGAUCACUGUCCAGGUGUUUGAUGCUCACGCAGAUGUGUUCGGUUUUCCUUGGGUGCUGCUGAGUCUCAGUCAGUGAAAUGAAACUUUACUGAUCUGAACAAAAAACAUUGUGUUAAGUUGCGAUGGAGGUUCAUGAUGUCUGUAACUUAUGGUGGAACACGGAGCUCAUUUUUGAUUAGCCUCACCUUUAUUACUGCCAGCUUUAACAAACACCACUGCUCUGUGUCACUGACAGUUGCUGAUAACUAAAGCUGAACAACAAGACGUGUACCGUAAGCUGAAGACCCUAAUUAUUCAAGAUAUUAGAAAGCUUAAAUCUACACAGAGGUCCUGUCGCCAUUUUCAAACCAGCUGUUAUCAUACACACACCGUCUCCAAUGUAUGCUUCUCAGGGGUGGGUUGUAUCUUGAGGUUGUAAUUUCUUCUCACUGCUUAGUCUCCAUUGCAAAGGAGAGCAUGUUUCUUCUGUCAUCGUAUUGUGACAGAACACUAUCUUAAGCAACUGUGCUUCCAGUCCUUUGUGCACAUAUUCACUGGCUCGGACUGUUUUUUUAAGAAGUGAAGUAUUUAAUGAAACGGGGCCAAGACAUUGCAGAAAGAGCAGUGAAGUAGCUGCGGACCCUGAAUUUGACUUUUCAACAUCUGGUAAUGCAGCCAUCAUCUUAGGCCAUUGGAGACACAACCCUCAGAGGGGUUUAUAGAUCUAAAUGAAUCUGACAACAAGCUGUGGAUGCUGAGAGUCAACACAUUUUUUCAAGUCCACGUAAUGAGGAGGGGAGCCAAAGUAAAGUGCUUUGAACAAGGCCAAAUGACACACCAUGUCAAACGUUCACAAGUCAAAAGUUAAUUGCAAACAAAAGAGGCUGUUUUGAAUGUAAAUUAAGAGUAUGUUGGCUGUGUUUUUCUUUAAGAUUAGAAAGGUGAGAGCUGUUCACACACGGUGGGGGGCGACCUGGGCCUGUGCUGCUCUGGCCCUCAAAAAUUCAUAUUUCAAUUCCCCAGUUGGACUGAGAGUAAUAAAGCACAAUGCUGAUGCUUUCAGUCCGUUAUGAAAUGUAUCAUUUUAUGCCUAAAUCCACAUUGAAAACCACGGGGCAUGCACUGAUCUGUGCUGGAUUUGGAUUGGUUGAGGGUAAAUGUCUUAGUUACGUGAAUUCAUUUGGGUCUAUUCACAACUCCAACAUAGCAUUAAAGAUUUACUGUAGUUUCAUUUCACCCAAUAAAAAAAUAAAUAAAUUGUAUCCAUUA
Messenger RNA from Dicentrarchus labrax (European seabass), 4379 nucleotides. RefSeq names its product protein Wnt-2b-A-like. Gene Ontology annotation, molecular function: frizzled binding; cytokine activity. The transcript is spliced from 6 exons. The record is from RefSeq and is a predicted model, not a curated record. Gene Ontology annotation, cellular component: extracellular region. Bases 310 to 1473 code for a protein of 387 amino acids. Gene Ontology annotation, biological process: multicellular organism development; neuron differentiation; cell fate commitment. NCBI's taxonomy places the organism in Eukaryota, Metazoa, Chordata, Actinopteri, Moronidae.